This is a messenger RNA of Pantherophis guttatus, 4349 nucleotides long. RefSeq names its product family with sequence similarity 219 member B (gene FAM219B). NCBI's taxonomy places the organism in Eukaryota, Metazoa, Chordata, Lepidosauria, Squamata, Colubridae. The record is from RefSeq and is a predicted model, not a curated record.
GCCAGAAGCGGCGAUGGCGACGGGAGACGGAGGCGAGGAGGAGCCGCCGCGGGGAAAGGAGGCCGGGCCGCACCUCGGGCCCAGCGGCGACCUGGGGCAAAUGGACAAACGAAGGUUGUGCCGAGAGCCCCCAGUAGAGAAAAGAGGCCCCUACAUUAUGCACAAACCAUCUUCUAUUCAGGAUAAGCUACAAAAACAUCGCGAGAUGGCGAAGGCAAUGCUGCGGAAGAAAGGGGUGCUUUCAGGAGCCGUCCGGCAACAGCCCAAACCAGGAGGCGUGAGGACGGUGAAAUUCAACAAGGGCUACACUGCGCUCAGCCAGACUUCAGAUGAAACUUUGGUGGCCCUUGAUUCCGACAGUGAUGACCUGGAAUCCAGAUGUUCCUCCGGUUAUUCCUCAGCAGAGGUCAACCAGGAUCUCAGUCGGCAACUGCUGCAGGACGGCUACCGCUUGGAUGAGAUCCCUGACGACGAGGAUCUCGAUCUGAUCCCCCCAAAGCCCAUUUCGUCCUCGCUCUGCUCCUGUUGCUUUGGCGACUCCGCCUCCUGCUCCAUCCAGUAGGAAGAAGCCUUGGGAGGGCUGCACUAACACGGGUCAAGGAUUCAGCACUUUUCUUUCCCAAAUUCCUCUCUUUGUUUUGGAUCCCCGCUGAGCCCAGCCCUGAACUUUAGGUCAAAUCAGCGGGACUGGGGGUGGGGGCAACUCUGGAGAUUCGGCCCCUGGAAGGGCAAGGCACUGCACUGUUGGCACCUUGCUCAGAGCUCCAAGCGCCUUCUGGAUGGUGCGACGUAGAAGUGUAUUAACUGUUAAGUAUUCAGGAGGCUGAUGGAUGCCCUGUGCAAAGAGAGGUUGCUUCUCUGGACAGGUUCGGCACUCCUGAGGGACUGAUCAGGAGGCAAGGGUUACUCCCCAUAAAAGGUGAACAGAAAACCUGUGUGUGCGUGUAAAAGUGAACGAUAGCAAUCCCGAUGACUAGGUUUACAAUAUAUUGGAGGUCAAUACAUGAAGGGGGGGAGGAAAUGCUGCAUAGAGACAGAAGGAAGAGAUUUACUCCCAGGUUGCUUUUUCUGACGAGAGCGAAGUUCUUGAGAUGUUUCUGCAGGACCUCUUUAGAAUGGAGAUCUUGUCUUGCACGAGGUGGGGAGAGCAGGUUGCACCACGUUUUCUUGAGGACGUGGGCCCUUUCUUCGUCUCCAGCCAGCCUGUCGAUGGCUUUAAUUACUACAACCAUUCGGUCGCUCAUUCCAUUCUCUUUAGGGAGUAAGUAAAAGGGAAGGAGGUUGAAAGAUGCCUGAGCUCUAAUAUUCAGCCUUUAAUUAAUCUCCUGAAAGAGUCUCAAGGCCACCUAACCUUAGCAAUAGCUUAUCCUUCUGUUUGAAGGAUGCCCCACUCGGAUCCAUGGGCAAGUUGGGCCACGAAACUGCAAAUCUGGGAAACUACUGGCCUUAAAUGUGCAAGAGAUGGCUGACAAUUCUUGAACAAAUUGAUUUAUUUGGUAGAUGGGAUUUUUUGGGGGUUGCUUUGGACCCAUUUCCUUUUUGGGGGGCGGUAAAGGAAAUAAGAGGGGAAGCUAAGUGAGGAGGACAAUGUUGAAGCUUUUUAGAUAUCUGGGCUCAUCAGUUUUGCAGGUCACGUACAGCUCUUGCGUUAUCAAGCUAUCCAUUACUUUUAAUGUUUUCUAAACUUGGUGUCCUUCAAACGGACGAAGGUCCUAUCAUCCCCCAUGCUUAGAAAGCCCAUGAAGACCACCAAGGAUCUUCUGCAUGAAAUUAAAGGACCCUUGCAUGCUCUCAGCCCAUUUCACCUCUGGACCUCCUUGUAACAAAGGAUGAGUUUUAGGCAGUUUGCAGAGACUGUGUAAGUGUGUAACUUGUGUGGCAAGCAGUUCUGGGGAAGAAGAGUCAAGAUCUAGUCUUCUUAGAUCACCAACACCGACUGACCCAGAACAGAAACGGUCUGUACUUGACCAUUUUAAAUCAGUUGUUCUGAAGCGGCAUGUCUCAACCGACAUGUCGGAGAUGUUGAUGGGACAGCCGCUAUGUCCAUCUCUAGUGACAAGAUGUGGGAUUUCUGGAUGUUGGAUAGGAUGUUCUGGAUCUUGGAUGGGAGAUGUUGUAAUCAGAGUGUAGUAGAGUUCAUCAACAUGAAAUUGUCCAUCUUCGCUUCAUUGGUUGGGAGUGGGGGGGAACUCAAUGUCAUCUCCCAAGUUUGAUCGUAGAUGAUCUGCAGUUCUUCCACUGCAUUCCUGCAAUUUGAGAAGGAUGUCCCAGUGUCGACAUCCUAAACAUCUCGCUUCUGCUCGCAGCCUCCUCCCCCCCCCCCAAAAAAAAAUUAAGGCCAUUUCUUCCUCAUACUCACAACUUGCUCUUGAGGCUUAUGUCUUGUGGCUCUCUCAAAACGGAAUGGGAUUAACUUUGCCGUGGCUAACUCGGCAAUUCCACUUCAUCAUUUGAAAUAAUUUUUAAAAUUAUUUUCAUUUCGGUCAUUCACAUUUCAUUUGGUCCCUCCUUUUGCGUCCUUUAAGGAUUCUGUUCCACCAUUUCUUUGACAUAUUAGUGUAACUCUUGCCCCACGGCGAGUCGGCUGCAGUGAAUUGUCGUAGACCCCUCUCAAAGUCAACGUCUUUGACAUGGUCCCAGGGUGAAACAGAGAUGCCACCGGAAAUUAUGCAGAGCUUCCUGAUGCGGGUUGCAAAAGCUACGGGUGGCCAGUAGAUGGCAGCCAAAACACAGCAUUACAGCUGCUUCUACGCUGCCUUCUACUGGUUAUCUGGGUUUUUUCAAUCCCAAAUCUGAUUUCUCCAGACAUUUUUAAUCAAAACUAUCCAGUUACUAGCAGGUAACGGGGGAUUAUUUUUUAUUUUAUUUUUUUCCCUGCUGGGAAACCUCACCAGCAAGUUAAUUUUUUUAAAAAAGUGACCUUGUAUGUACAUUCUUUGCAGAAUUGGCUUGGUAGAGCUAUAAAAUCGGCAUUUCCCAAUCUUUUCCCUCCAUCCGUGCCGAAUUACAAUCGGUAGAAAUUCAGAUUUGGAAGUCUUAACCACCGAGGAGGAGGCAAAUACUAGCUUGGAGGAAGUUGUGCCGAUAGUGGCGAAUAUUAUAGUAUAGCGGCGAAAAUUGUACUAAGCUAAACCAAUAUCUUUGGUUUUGCUAUUUAUUUAUUUUUUUUCAAAAAAAAGCUACAGUUCCUUUCCAUUUAUUAGGAAAAAAAGGACUCCUUUGUUGGCCGGAUUGCCACAGAUGCUUUUUGUCCAGGACCAGAAACUACAAUGUUCACAACGGAGCCCAUGUUACUCAGUUCGUUCAAUGAACUUUAAUGACGCGUAUCGUCAUAGACUCUCAGAAUUUAAGGCUUAGAUGGGAUCUUAAAGAUCAUCUAGUCCAAGGUUCUCCAAACUUGGCAACUCUUAAGACUUGUGAAGACUUCCAAUUCCCAGAAUUUCAGCUAACACUGAAUUCUGGGAGUUGAAGUCCAGAAGUCUUAAAAAGUCGCCAAGUUUGAAAACUCCUGAUCUAAUCCAAAGCCUAUAUAUAUUAUAGGAUAUUAAGUGUUUUUCUAUCGAGACACCUUGUCUACCCCAGCAUGUGGGAGGGAGCAACUGCAUCCUUUUUGCCUUUCAGCUCCAAUCCAGGAGCCCUCAAGCAGUCGCAUUCACAACAAACCAUUUUAUACCAAAUUUAUAUUUCGCUGAUAAAUAAAGGGAGGCUAGUAUAGAUCUAUUUCAAGAUAUUUAGCUCUCAUCAGCUAGCCAUACCCUUACUUGGAUUUGAACUUGGGCUUAAUCUCUCCCAUGGCUCAAGCUGAUGAAGGGAGGAGAACUUGUGGCUCAGAAGAUAAUUCAACUGCCUAACAUGUAGGCAGCCCAAAUUCAAAUCUGAGUAAGGGUAUGGCUAGCUGAUGAGAGCUAAAUAGCUUGAAAUAGAUCUAUGCUAGUCUCCCUUUAUUUCUUUAUCAGCGAAAUAUAAAUUUGGUAUAAAAUUAUAGGAUAUAUAUAUAUAUGUAUACGUAAUUUUGCAAGGGAAGAAUUAAGAUACUAGCAGGCAUUAUACAAACGCAUCUUCACUCAGCUCUCUGCUGCGAAGCUGAGUGAACGGAUGAUUCUACAGGCAUUUUUAGAACAGACACCCACUAAAUCUGCCCAAUAGACUUUAUUUUCAAAGCUGCCUUAAAGCACUAAAAUGCAUUACAUGAAGUUUUUUUUUUUUUAAAAAAAAAACCUGAAUAGCACAGAAGACAAUCUUACAGGAUAUUUAAUAUUAUUGUAUAUUCGGUUCAUUGUGUGUCUUUUUUUUUUUGUACAGUCUAACCAAGGAAAGCGUCUAUCGAAUAAAGUACCUUUUACGCUACA